AUGGCACCGCUUCCCAUCAAGUUCACAGAACUGGUCAAUUUGACCAAUGUUGGCAUUGCGCAACAAUCCAUUGGCUUCUCCUCAUGUACUCUCGAAUCGGAUCACUAUGUCUGUGUUCGUCAAAAGCUCGAGGAGGACGACAAGCCCCAGGUUAUCAUCGUCGACCUGAAGAACAACAAUGAGGUGAUGCGGCGGCCGAUCAACGCUGACAGUGCGAUCAUGCACUGGAGCAAGAACAUUAUCGCCCUCCGCGCCCAGGGCCGGACAAUCCAGAUCUUCGACCUUGCAGCCAAGUCAAAGCUCAAGUCCGCCGUUAUGAAUGAAGAUAUCGUCUACUGGAAGUGGCUCAGCGAAAAGUCACUGGGUCUGGUUACCGAUACCGCAGUUUACCACUGGGAUGUCUAUGAUGCUUCCCAGGAGAACCCGGUGAAGAUGUUCGACCGUCUUCCCAAUCUUUCCGGAUGCCAAAUCAUCAACUACCGCGUCAACUCGCAAGAUAAAUGGAUGGUUGUUGUUGGUAUCAGCCAACAGCAAGGUCGCGUCGUCGGAUCUAUGCAGCUCUACUCCAAGGAGCGCGGUAUUUCACAGUUCAUUGAGGGCCACGCCGCUGCCUUCGCCGAUAUCAACGUUGAGGGCUCUCCUUUACCCCACCACCUCUUUACAUUCGCCGUACGCACUGCGACCGGUGCCAAGCUGCAGAUUGCCGAGAUCGACCACCAAGAACCCAACCCACGAUUCCAGAAGAAGGCCGUCGAAGUGUACUUCCCCAGCGAAGCCGUCAAUGACUUCCCCGUUGCGAUGCAGGUAUCAUCCAAAUACGAUGUUGUCUACCUGGUGACGAAGUAUGGAUUCAUUCACCUUUACGAUCUUGAGACCGGUACUUGUAUUUUCAUGAACCGAAUUUCCAGCGAGACCAUCUUCACCACCGCCUCUGAUAUGGAUGGACAGGGCCUGGUUGGUGUCAAUCGCAAGGGUCAAGUUUUGUCAGUCAGCGUCGACGAGGGUACCAUCAUCGAAUACCUCAUGAACAACCCCGCCAUGUCUUCUCUUGCUGUGAAGCUUGCUUCUCGGGCGGGUCUCCCGGGUGCUGAUCACUUGUAUCAGCAACAAUUCGACCAGCUCAUCAGCACCGGUCAAUUCGCCGAGGCUGCCAAGGUUGCUGCAAACUCCCCUCGUGGAUUCCUUCGUACUACGGAAACCAUCAACCGUUUCAAGAGCGCUCCUCAAGAGGGUAACAUGUCCGUCAUUCUUCAGUACUUCGGUAUGCUUCUGGACAAGGGUUCGCUCAACCGCUACGAGAGUGUGGAGCUUGUUCGUCCCGUCUUGCAGCAGAACCGCAAGCACCUGCUGGAAAAGUGGAUGCGCGAGAAUAAGCUGGAGUCUUCGGAAGAGCUUGGAGACAUCAUUCGCCCAUACGACAUGGCUCUGGCCCUGAACGUCUACCUUCAGGCCAACAUUCCCAACAAGGUUGUCGCCGGCCUCGCCGAGACUGGUCAAUUCGACAGGAUUCUUUCCUACUCCAAGGAGGCCAACUACCAGCCCGACUACACCCAGCUCCUGCAACACAUUGUCCGUGUCAACCCCGAGAAGGGAGCCGAGUUCGCUACUCAGCUCGCCAACGAGGAGGGCGGCGCUCUCGUUGAUCUUGACCGUGUUGUGGAUGUGUUCCUCUCCCAGAACAUGAUCCAGCAGGCCACCUCCUUCCUCCUCGAUGCCCUCAAGGACAACAAGCCCGAGCACGGCCACUUGCAGACUCGCCUUCUGGAGAUGAACCUUGUCAAUGCUCCUCAGGUCGCAGACGCCAUUCUAGGCAAUGAGAUCUUCACUAACUAUGAUCGCGCUCGCAUCUCUCAACUUUGCGAGCAAGCCAAUCUCAUUCAGCGCGCCUUGGAGAACUCCGAUGACCCCGCUGUGAUCAAGCGCAACAUUGUUCGCACUGACAUGCUGACUCCCGACUGGUUGAUCAACUACUUCGGUCGCCUGUCUGUGGAACAGACCCUCGAGUGCAUGGACACCAUGCUCGAGAACAACAUCCGCCAGAACCUGCAGGCUGUCGUUCAGAUUGCUACCAAGUUCUCUGAUCUCAUUGGACCUAACCGUUUGAUCGACCUUUUCGAGAAGUACCGUACCGCCGAGGGUCUCUACUACUACCUGGGAAGUAUUGUCAACCUCAGCGAGGAUGGCGAGGUGCACUUCAAGUACAUCGAAGCCGCCACUGCCAUGAGCCAGCUCACCGAGGUCGAGCGGAUUUGCCGUGAGAGCAACUACUACAACCCCGAGAAGGUUAAGAACUUCCUCAAGGAGGCUCACCUGUCUGAGCAGCUCCCUCUCAUUAUUGUCUGCGACCGUUUCAACUUCAUCCACGACCUUGUUCUCUACCUGUACCAGAACCAGCAGUUCAAGUCUAUCGAGGUCUAUGUCCAGCGCGUGAACCCCUCUCGUGCUCCCGCUGUUGUUGGCGGUCUGUUGGAUGUUGACUGCGAGGAGAGCAUCAUCAAGAACCUCCUGUCCACCGUUGAUCCGUCGGUCAUCCCCAUUGAUGAGCUCGUUACCGAGGUUGAGAGCCGCAACCGUCUCAAGCUGCUGCUGCCCUUCCUCGAGGCUACCCUUGCCACUGGUAACCAGCAGCAAGCUGUCUACAACGCCCUCGCCAAGAUCUACAUUGAUAGCAACAAUGAUCCCGAGAAGUUCCUGAAGGAGAACGACAUGUACGACACCUUGACUGUCGGAAAGUACUGUGAAAAGCGUGACCCCAACCUGGCCUACAUUGCCUACCGCAAGGGCCAGAACGACCUGGAGCUCAUCAGCAUUACCAACGAGAACGCUAUGUACCGUGCCCAGGCCCGCUACCUUGUUGAGCGUGCGGACCCCGAGGUCUGGACUUUUGUCCUCAGCGAGAACAACAUCCACCGCCGUUCGCUUGUUGACCAGGUCGUUGCCACUGCUGUCCCCGAGUCCACCGAGCCCGACAAGGUUUCCGUGGCUGUUAAGUGCUUCCUUGAUGCCGAUCUCCCCGGCGAGCUUAUUGAGCUUCUCGAGAAGAUCAUUUUGGAGCCUUCGCCAUUCAGCGACAACGCCAGCCUGCAAAACCUGCUGAUGCUGACUGCUGCUAAGGCUGACAAGGGUCGUCUGAUGGACUACAUUCACCAGCUCAACGAGUUCUCUGCUGAUGAAAUUGCUGAGAUGUGUAUCAGUGUUGGCUUGUAUGAGGAGGCUUUCGAGAUCUACAAGAAGGUCAACAACUUCCUGGCCGCUGCCAAUGUCCUUGUUGAGAACAUCGUCAGCAUUGACCGCGCUCAGGAGUUUGCCGAGCGUGUUGAGCUGCCUGACGUCUGGAGCAAGGUUGCCAAGGCCCAAUUGGAUGGUCUGCGUGUGUCUGACUCUAUCGAGUCGUACAUCCGUGCUGCUGAUCCCUCCAACUACAAUGAGGUUAUCGACACCGCCACCCACGCCGGCAAGGAUGAGGAUCUCGUCAAGUUCCUUCGCAUGGCUCGCAAGACUCUGCGCGAGCCGGCCAUUGAUACUGCCCUCGCAUUCUGCUUCGCCCGUCUGGACCAGCUUCCCGAACUUGAGGACUUCCUGCGCACCACCAACGUCGCUGACAUCGAAACCUCCGGUGACAAGGCCUACGAGGAGGGUUACCACCAGGCUGCCAAGAUCUUCUUCACCAGCAUCUCUAACUGGGCUAAGCUGGCCACCACUCUGGUGCACCUUGAGGAGUACCAGGCCGCCGUUGAGUGUGCCCGCAAGGCCAACAGCGUCAAGGUCUGGAAGCAGGUUAACGAGGCCUGCGUUGACAAGAAGGAGUUCCGCCUCGCCCAGAUUUGCGGUCUGAACUUGAUUGUUCACGCCGAGGAGCUUCAGGCCCUUGUGCGCCAGUAUGAGCGCAACGGUUACUUCGAUGAGCUGAUCUCCGUCCUGGAGGCUGGUCUCGGCUUGGAGCGAUCUCACAUGGGUAUGUUCACUGAGCUGGGCAUUGCUCUGUCCAAGUACCACCCCGACCGUGUUAUGGAGCACCUCAAGCUGUUCUACACUCGUCUCAACACCCCCAAGAUGAUCCGCGCUUGCGAGGAGGCGAACCUGUGGCCGGAGCUGGUCUUCCUGUACUGCCACUACGAUGAGUUUGACAACGCGGCUCUGGCUAUGAUGGAGCGUGCGGCCGAUGCCUGGGAGCACCACUCGUUCAAGGACAUCAUUGUUAAGGUUGCCAACCUGGAGAUCUACUACCGUGCCUUGACCUUCUACCUGCAGGAGCAACCCCUCCUCAUCACCGAUCUUCUGCAGGCCCUCACUGCCCGUAUCGACGUCAACCGUGUCGUCCGUAUCUUCCAGAGCUCCGACAACAUUCCUUUGAUCAAGCCCUUCCUGCUCAACGUCCAGACCCAGAACAAGCGCGCGGUCAACGACGCCAUUAAUGAGCUUCUGAUCGAGGAGGAGGACUACAAGACCCUCCGUGAUUCCGUUGACAACUACGACAACUUCGACGCUGUUGAUCUGGCUGUGCGCCUGGAGAAGCACGACCUGAUCUUCUUCCGCCAGAUUGCCGCCAGCAUCUACCGCAACAACAAGCGUUGGGAGAAGUCUAUCGCCUUGUCCAAGCAGGAUAGGCUAUACAAGGAUGCCAUUGAGACCGCUGCCAUCUCAACCAAGCCCGAGAUUGUGGAGGAGCUCCUUCGCUACUUCGUCGAUAUCGGAAGCCGCGAGUGCUACGUUGGCAUGCUGUACGCCUGCUACGAUCUCAUCCGCCCUGACGUGAUCAUGGAGAUCUCAUGGCGCAAGGGCCUGCACGACUUCACAAUGCCGUUUAUGAUCAACUUCCUCUGCGAGCAGACUCGUGCGAUCGAGACACUAAAGAAGGAUAACGAGGAGCGCAAGUCCCGCGAGACGACCCACACAACCGAUCAGGACAACACCCCGAUCCUGGGUGGCUCUCGGCUGAUGCUGACCCAGGGCCCCGGUGGUCCCGCUCCGGCCAGCCCAUACGGACAAGCUAACGGGAUCACCCCCGCAAGCUACGGGAUACCGCGCGUUCUAGAGAAAGAGAGACCCGGGUAA
Molecule: messenger RNA, 5055 nt
Organism: Penicillium cosmopolitanum
Lineage: Eukaryota; Fungi; Ascomycota; Eurotiomycetes; Eurotiales; Aspergillaceae
Exons: 6
Coding region: 1-5055 (1684 amino acids)
Biological process (GO): receptor-mediated endocytosis; intracellular protein transport; Golgi to endosome transport
Cellular component (GO): clathrin coat of coated pit; actin cortical patch; clathrin coat of trans-Golgi network vesicle
Molecular function (GO): structural molecule activity; clathrin light chain binding
Source: RefSeq, a predicted model, not a curated record